Molecule: messenger RNA, 3426 nt
Organism: Lutzomyia longipalpis
Lineage: Eukaryota; Metazoa; Arthropoda; Insecta; Diptera; Psychodidae
Gene: Snx27
Product: sorting nexin-27
Exons: 5
Coding region: 476-1822 (448 amino acids)
Biological process (GO): intracellular protein transport; signal transduction
Cellular component (GO): early endosome
Molecular function (GO): protein binding; phosphatidylinositol-3-phosphate binding
Source: RefSeq, a predicted model, not a curated record
AGUAUCUCCCACCCAUGGGUGAAGUGUUUUAGGAGGAAAGACGCACAGCAGUGUUUCUGAGAGAGAAACAAGAGUGACUGGUACCUCAUAAGUUGCUCUACAUUGUGUGUGAACCCAAAGUACUUGGCCUUUUUUCUUACAAACAGACUGUCUCACUAAUACGAGAGGACAGAAAAUUUCCUCUCAGUGUCUGAAGGAGGGAGUUUGAUAGUGUCUCGAUAAUUUAAUAUACUUACAUACAUAUGCAUGAAGUUUUAGUCGUUUUAGUAAAUAAGGCAGUGAAAGAAAAUUAGCAGAGACAUUCUGUGGUUGAAGUCUCACGAGUGAUCAACGUCAAUCAAAAGCUUCCCUUUUCCGAAGCUACACGUGAAAAGUUAUUGGCUUGAAAAAAAAUUGCUCCAUCAAACACCAUUUUCGCCUAGACACCCAUUGUGUGAUUGUGAAGAAUUUGUCAAUCAUCUUGAGUAUCAAGAAAAUGUUGGGGUACAAUUACAUGCACUGCCUUGAAUUUCAAGCUCGUAUUCAUCGAUUGCAGGAGCGGCAAAAUAGAAGAAAUAACGUUAAUGUUGAAGGAGCAACACACAAACAAGUGGUGGAUUUAAUCAAAUCGGGUGGAGACUGUCUCACACUCACAGUAAUUUCUGUGACACAGCAAGAGGCUGAAAGGCUGGAACCACAGGAGGAUCCUGGUGGAUAUUCAUACAUAGACUACUCAGAAAAGCGCUCUCUGCCCAUCAGUAUCCCUGACUACAACGUUGUAACACGCAAUGGGGAGCGUUUUGUUGUGUUCAACAUUCACAUGGCUGGACGGCAGUUGUGCUCACGCCGCUACCGGGAAUUUUCGAAUUUGCACACAUCCCUCAAGAAGGAAUUCACAGGCUUCAACUUCCCCAAAUUACCCAGCAAGUGGCCCUUUCAACUCAGUGAGCAACAACUCGAUGCCCGAAGACGUGGCUUAGAGCAAUACCUUGAGAAGGUGUGUGCUGUUCGUGUGAUUGCUGAGAGCGAGGCUGUUCAGGAAUUUCUCACAGACAAUGAGGAUGAUUUGUCGGCAUCUCCAGUUGAUAUCAAAGUCAUGCUGCCAGAUCACGAGGUUGUCACGGUUUCCGUGAGAAAAUCCGCAAAUGCACAGACUGUUUGGGAUAUUUUGGUGCAACGAGCUCACUUUACAUCAUAUAUUCAGCAGUAUUUUUAUCUCUUUGAAAUUGUCGAGUACAAUUUUGAACGAAAACUGCAACCACACGAAAUUCCACAUCAGCUUUAUGUACAAAACUACAGUACAGCCUCUAGUACGUGUCUCUGCGUUCGUAGGUGGCUCUUCUCCAUUAAUCGUGAACUCACACUACCGGCUGGCGAGAAAGCCACCAAUUUUAUCUUCUAUCAGGCCGUGGACGAAGUUAAUCGUGGCAAUAUCCGUGCUAAUGGACGACUUUAUGAGCUAAAAGCUCUUCAGGAUUCCAAAAGGGCGCCUGAGUAUUUGGCUUUAGCAAGAACACUUCCAGGAUACGGAGACGUUGUCUUUCCCCAUUGUGCUUGCGAUAGUCGCAAAGAUGGGCAUGUUGUGCCAUCCGUUGGCAUGAAGAGCUUCCGCCUCCAUGCAUGUCGCGAGGAUGGUUCUCUUGAGACCCAAACGGUGGAACUCACAUGGGACACAAUCACUCGCUGGGAGAGUGACGAGGAAUCAAUGGCAUUUUGCUUUCAGUACACUCGCAACGAUAAGCCACUGCGAUGGGUCAAAGUAUUCACGCCAUAUCAUGCCUUCCUGGCGGAUUGUUUUGAUCGAAUAAUGGAGGAAAGAAAAUGGGAUGACACGGGUGAUUAGCAAUAAUGACAAAAAUAGAGAAAUUCGAGACUCUUAGCCUACAAAAAAAGCUCACACACACGCAGUUUCAUUGAUGAAUGGUUAAGAAAAAAGUCCUGCUAGAGAAAAACUACAUGUAGCAAUUACAUUAAAAAAAAAAUAACAAAUGAUAAAAUGCAUUACAAGCAUACCUGCAAAUUUGUGUGAAAAUUUCUUAUCUAAUUCCUUUUUAUUCUCAAAGAAAAAAAAUGAAAGAUUGUCUAGGAGAAAUCACGAUCCCACAGCUCCUUCAUUUGACGAAUAAAAUGCAUUUAUAACAUUCUAAACAAAAAAAAAGAAACAAAAACAAAUUUUGAACGGUUUUCGUAAGUUCUUGUCACAAAAAUUCUAGAGGCAAUAAAUUCCGAAGAAGCAACAUCUUCAUUAACAUACUACACCUAACACUUCAGAAUAAAAUCUAUGUAUAUGAAUUUUUAUUCAUACUUAUAAUAUAUUUUUUUAUUAUUGUAUGUAUAUGAAAAAAAAUAAGAAGAUACUUUGUACACACACUUUAACUUUGUUGUUGAUUGCAAAAAAAAAAGCUCUAACUCUAUCUACGUUGACGAGACAAAAAGAAAGAUAAUGAAAAAUUGUUGCAUCCUACAUUCUAUCGAGAACUAUUAUUGAAUUUGUGAUUUAUAUAGGUAUAUAUAAAAAGAAAUUAUAAAAUGUGUAUGAAAAUAAAGUAAAGUGUUAAAGAAAGCAACCAAUUUACCUUGUUAGGGUAUAAAAUAAAACAUAUUCUGUAAUUGUGUCCAUAAAUAUAAUUCUCAAUAUAAGAUCUUAUUUUCUAAAGAAAAUCCUUCGCUAUAUUUCCCAUCUCUGCCCUACCUAUACAUAUAUUAUAAAUGUCUCUAACAUUUUAUUAUUCUUUUUAGGAAAAAAAAGAGAGAAAAAAUAGCAUUCCAACUUUGUCUCUGAAAAUAUAUUAAUUCUUCUUUAUGUGUGCUAUUCUGUUCUUUUAUUCUCACAAUUUAAUCAUAAACUCUGAUAUCACAUAUAAAAAUAUAUAUAUUAUAUUUUACUCUACGAAAGACGAAUAUUGAAAAAAAAAAUCAAUCAUAGAAGUAAAGAUGCACCUGUGUAGUAAAUUGUAGAGAAAAGAAAUUGUAGAUAAAAGCACCAAUUCACAAGAAAAUGUAGUGAUUUGAGUCUAAAACCGUGUAUUCUCUUUAAAAGAAAAAAAAUACUCUUUAACAAAAUGAAUAUUUUUUAUGGAGGUCGGACAUAAUUUUACAUUCCAACGUGAUAUAUGUGUAAAAAAAAAAAGAAGAUGAAGUACACUCGAAAGGAUUCCCCUUUUUCCCUCCAAAUUGAAUCAUUCGUAAAGAAAUUAAAUCUACACAGAGAAGGGAAACCUUUUUAGAUGAAGAAAAAAUGGUAUUCAGUGAUGUAUAAUUUAAUAGUGAAGAAAAUCUUAUGUGUAAGAGACAUAGAUCUUUAUAUUUAAUUUGUUUUCGUGUAAACUUUGCAAAGAUGAGAGAAUUUAAAUUUGUCUUGUAGCAAAAUAACACUAGGAUUAAUGAAAACUUAAUGUAUUCAUGAGAUAUACAGAAUUAUAAUAAUAAAAAAGUAUAGCAUUGCAA